AUGCCGACCCGGCUGCUUAGUCCGCAAGAGGCGCUAGAUGCACUAUACGAGAGCCAACACGCCGCGCAGCGCACCACCUACCGCGCCUUUUACAGCAGCGAGCUGGGCGGCAUCGUCACCGACCCGGCGCUGUUUGUGGUGCAGCUGGACGACCACAUGCUGCACAGGGGGCACGGAGUGUUUGACACCGCCAUGCUAGUGAACGGCCACCUGUACCAGCUGGACCAGCACCUGCACCGCUUCCUCGCCUCGGCAGCGAAGGCCAACAUCCCGCUGCCGCCCGGCAUGACCGUGGAGCAGAUGCGGCGCACCAUUCUGGAGACCACUGCCGCCAGCUGCAAGCUCAAUGGCCAUGUGCGCUACUGGCUGUCUGCGGGGCGCGGCGGGUUUGGUCUCAGCGGCAACGAGUGUCUGGGGUCGGCAUUCUACUGCGUGGUGUACACGCAGGAGGUGCCCGACAGCAAGCUGGACGAGUACCUGCGCGGGUGGCGCGUGAAGACGAGCCCUGUGCCGCUCAAGCCGCCCUUCUUCACCGGCAUCAAGUCCAACAACUACCUGCCCAACGCGCUGAACCUCAUGGACGCAGAAGCAGAGGGCUUCGACCAGGGCGUGUUUGUGGAUGCUGAAGGCAACGUGAGCGAGGGCCCCAACAUGAACGUGGCCUGCCUGCUGGCCGACGGCACCCUGGUGGUUCCCCCCUUUGAUCACUCCCUCAACGGCAUCACCGUGCAGCGCAUGAUGGAGCUGCUGCCCGCGGCGAUUGAAGAGGGCAUGGAGGGCAUUAAGCGGGUGGAGCAGCGGCACAUCAGCCUGGCUGAGGCCAAGGCGGCCACUGAAGUCUUCUUCAUUAGCAGCAGCAUGCUAAUCAUGCCCGUGGUGCAGUGGGACACGCAGCUGAUAGCGGAUGGCACGGCAGGCAUUGUGGCGCUUCAGAUCCGGGUGAUGCUGCAGAAUGACACCAAGCCGCGGCCAGCAUCAGACCAGCACACGGAGGUUCCCUACGGCUUCAUGACUGGCAUGGAGGAGGCAUGA
Chlorella variabilis is the source of this 1032-nucleotide messenger RNA. RefSeq lists its product as hypothetical. Gene Ontology annotation, molecular function: catalytic activity. Bases 1 to 1032 code for a protein of 343 amino acids. The record is from RefSeq and is a predicted model, not a curated record. The transcript has 9 exons. NCBI's taxonomy places the organism in Eukaryota, Viridiplantae, Chlorophyta, Trebouxiophyceae, Chlorellales, Chlorellaceae. Gene Ontology annotation, biological process: carboxylic acid metabolic process.